Messenger RNA from Acanthopagrus latus (yellowfin seabream), 2178 nucleotides. RefSeq names its product vesicle (multivesicular body) trafficking 1 (gene vta1). The transcript has 8 exons. NCBI's taxonomy places the organism in Eukaryota, Metazoa, Chordata, Actinopteri, Spariformes, Sparidae. The record is from RefSeq and is a predicted model, not a curated record. The coding region runs from base 1 to 969 and encodes 322 amino acids. Gene Ontology annotation, cellular component: multivesicular body. Gene Ontology annotation, biological process: late endosome to vacuole transport via multivesicular body sorting pathway.
AUGGCGCUCCCGGCCCAGCUCAAACCCAUCCAGCACCACCUGCGGACCGCACAGGAACAUGAGAAACGGGACCCGGUCGUGGCUUACUACUGCCGGCUCUAUGCUAUGCAGACAGGCAUGAAGCUGGACAGUAAAACACCAGAGUGCCGAAAGUUCCUGGUCAAACUCAUGGACCAGCUGGAGUCGAUGAAGAAGGAGCUGGGCGAUAACGACUCCAUCAGUCAGGAGGUGGUCGGCAACGCCCACAUUGAAAACUACGCCUUAAAGAUGUUCCUGUACGCCGACAACGAGGACCGAGCGGGACGAUUCCACAAGAACAUGAUCAAGUCUUUCUACUCAGCCAGUCUGCUGCUGGACGUCUUGUCUGUGUUCGGGGAGUUGUCAGAGGAGAACAUCCAGCACAGGAAGUACGCCCGCUGGAAGGCCACCUACAUCCACAACUGUCUGAAGAACGGAGAGACACCUCAGGCCGGGCCCAUCGGCAUGGAGGGGGACGGGGAAGCAGACGAGUUUGGAGCUGAAGGUUUCUCAGGCCAGGAUCUCUCCCUCAGAGGCUCCGUCAGAGGUGGGCCACCAUCUGACCAGGAUCAGGGUUUGGGUCCAGGUCCAGCCCCAGGAAUCGGCUUCACUCCCAGUCCAGGAUCAGGGGCAUCGGGUCCUCCCACAACCAACUUCAACAACAUCCAGAUCCCACCAGGGGCCCACGCACCGGCCAACACUCCAGCCGAGCUGCCUCCACCCACAGCAGAAGCAGCUAAACCAGUGCCUCUCCCUCGAUCGGUGCCCGCGGUCGACCCCACACUGCUCAACGCCCAGCAGCAGGGCGGCGUCCAUCUCACCCCGGAGGAGUUCACCAAGGCCCAGAAGUACUGCAAGUACGCGGGCAGCGCCCUGCAGUACGAGGACGUCGGCACGGCCAUCCAGAACCUCCAGAAAGCCCUGAAGCUCCUCACCACGGGCAAAGAAUGAAGCCUUUGUCCCGCUCCCAUCUGAUCCCUCCAUCCCUCCUUCUCCUUCCAGACAUCCCCCUCUUUUCUCCACAGCAGCGCCGCGCUAUCUGCCACUGAUCACACACACACACACACACACACACACUCUGAGCCGUGCUGUGAAGAGAGACGCUCAGCUCGCCGUCAGACGACAUGAUGGAAAUCAGGCUUCAACAAUGGCUGCCUGUGUCUGACACUGACUGACUGACUGACGGACAGACGGACGCGCCGACUCUUUCUUGUAUUAUUACCACUAGAAAUCGUCGUUGUGCUUCUGAGUCGCAGCUCGAAUCUCAGUUUGACUAAACAGUCUCACCUCAUCUCGUCCACUUGGUCCUGAGCUCUGAGGCUUUUCCCUGCAGUGAUGUUGCUGCUGUGUGAAGACGCUGCAGAGCUUCAAAUCUUCUGUAUCUGUAACCUGACGUUAGAAAAACACAUCAGUGGUCAGACUGUUCUGGAUCCAAUCAGCCGGUCGAGUUAAAUCCCUGAUGCAUCGCAGUCGCUCACCUCCACCUUCAACAUCCACCCGACAGUUAGAUAUAACUGCUGCACGUGCUGACUCGUAGUAUAAACAGUCAUCAUCCAUCAUCCAACAUCAUCUGACUGAAAUGUUAAAAUGGCCCCAACAAUGUCUUCAGUUUUAAUUUUGACAGGCAUGCUAGCUUUUCCAUCUGUUUCCAGUCUUUAUGCUAAGCUAUGCUAACGAUCACCUGUUGACUUUCUGACCCGACACUCGACUAACCAGGACACUAAAAUACGACCGACUCGUUUCUACAUUCAGACACGUUGAGUUUAAAUGUUGGACUGACUGAGGAGCUAACUGAGACGAAUCUUUCUGACCCCGGAACACAUUUGUGUCUCUGUAUGUUUCAGUUCCAGCUCGUUAUCAUUAACGUAACCACAUGUUUACAAUCAGAGUGAAUCAAGCUGCUGUGGAGGUGUUGGAGGGUCAGCAGGGGGCGCUCAUCCACAGAUCAUCCUCUGACUUCUGCUGUCUCGGAGUCGUUUGUCUUGUAGCUUCACUUCCUGUGUGGAUGAUUAAUAUUUGUGGGCAGAAGUUUUUCUUUCUGGUUUCUAUUUAACACUUCAGACUUUAUUUUAGUGGGACUUUAAAGCUUUUCACAAACCUGCAGUCAGAUGUCGACAUCAGAGUGACUCCAAACAAUUUGAAUAAAAUAUUUGAACUGUU